Messenger RNA from Carica papaya (papaya), 1105 nucleotides. Its product is annotated as Putative methyltransferase family protein. The record is from RefSeq and is a predicted model, not a curated record. Lineage: Eukaryota; Viridiplantae; Streptophyta; Magnoliopsida; Brassicales; Caricaceae. Gene Ontology annotation, cellular component: nucleus; cytoplasm.
GUUUUCGGAUCACAGACACACUAAAUCCGGUUGUUGGACCUUAAUUAGAAUAAUUUCUUUUCCGAAGUCAGUUCGUGUAAACUCCCAAUUCAAAUCCCAAAUUCCCAAUCUCGACACCUAUCUUCUUCCUGCCUUAAUCUGGUACUCAAACGGAGUAAACGGAUUUCUGUAAAUUGUAAUCAUGGAAAGUGACAGCGACCAAGGAACUUCCGAUAUGAAGACGAUAUCUCGGCAUUCUUAUGGCGACGACCCUGACAAACCUAACUUCACCAUUUCUAUAAUAGAGUUAGAAUAUGAAAGAGGAAUAUGGUCUGUUUGUAUGGCCCUGUAGCAUCAUCCUCGCGGAGUAUGUUUGGCAACAGAGAUCGCGAUUCUCCGGAGCAACCGUAGUCGAACUCGGUGCUGGAACUUCCUUGCCGGGUUUAGUCGCUGCAAAAGUUGGUGCUGACGUCACGCUCACUGACCAAUCAGAUAAGCUACAGGUAUUGGAGAACAUGAAAAGAGAGUGCAUUUUAAAUCGGCUGGACUGUAAAGUAGUAGGAAUGACAUGGGGAGUUUGGGAUGAAUCUAUAUUCAGUUUAUGCCCAAAUUUUAUUCUCGGUGCCGAUGUACUCUACGAUGCGAGUGCAUUUGAUGACCUCUUUGCUACUGUGACAUAUCUGCUCCAAAAUUCUCCGGGGUCAUUUUUUAUUACAACAUAUCACAGUAGAAGUGGACAUCAUCUCAUUGAGUUUUUGAUGGUGAAAUGGGGAUUGAAGUGUGUAAAGCUGCUGGAUGGUUUCUCGUUCUUGCCAUCUUACAAGGCAUCUUCACUUACGGGCAACAUUCAGUUGGUGGAAAUUGUGUUGAAUCAGGAAUCAACUUAGGCAAUCUUCACUUCCUGGAUUCCAAGAGGACCAUCGUGCUUUAUAAUUUCCAGUAAAGAUGCUUAUUUGCUCUCUGGGUAUUGCUUUAGUGAUCAAUGCAUUUGUUCACUUGUGUGGUAAUCGAGCAUCAAACAUAUAGUUUCAAAUGGCAUUGUUAAACCUUAACAAAUGGCUUAACAUCCUUCUCCUUAUCAACUCAAUUUGCAUAUCUGAAAUUUAUUCGCUGCUUUUGCUAAAAA